AUGUACGUCAUCAUUGUGCUGGGCAACCUCCUCAUCAUCCUCACAGGAAUCUCUGAACCUGCCCUGCACACACCCAUGUACAUCAUACUCAAUAAUCUUUCUGUUCUUGAUGUGUUUCUGGCCACUUAUAUAACGUCCAAGAUGAUUCAUGAUUUCCUUCAUGAACCCAAGACCAUCUCCUUUGAGGGCUGCAUUGCCCAGAUAUUCUUACUCCAUGUCUUUGCUGGUGGUGAGAUGGUGCUCCUUGUAGCCAUGGCAUAUGACAGAUAUGUAGCCAUAUGCAAACCUUUCCAUUAUGCAACUAUCAUGAACUUAUGCAAAUGUACAGGUCUGGUAGUAGGCUCUUGGGUGAUUGGGGUCAUGCACUCCCUGAGCCAGGUAUCUUUCACUGUAAACCUGCCCUUUUGUGGUCCAAACAUAGUGGACAGUUAUUACUGUGACCUUACUUUGGUCAUCAAACUUGCCUAUAUGGAUACUUAUGUUCCUGAAGUGUUGAUGCUUUUGGAUAGUGGUCUCAUGGGGGUGACUUCACUCUUGCUCUUGCUGGUCUCCUACACAGUCAUCCUGGUCGCUGUGCGACAUCAUUCCUCAGCGGACAUGACCAAGGCCUGCAACACUCUGACUGCCCACAUCAUUGUAGUCACCCUCUUUUUUGGGCCCUGUAUCUUCAUCUAUGCCUGGCCUUUCAGCAACUUCCCAGUGGAUAAACUCCUUUCUGUGUUCUCUAUGGUUUUCACACCUAUAUUGAACCCCAUCAUCUACACAUUGAGAAAUAAAGAGGUGAAAUCGGCAUGCAUAAACUGA
Messenger RNA from Eubalaena glacialis (North Atlantic right whale), 804 nucleotides. RefSeq names its product olfactory receptor 4K15-like. Gene Ontology annotation, biological process: G protein-coupled receptor signaling pathway. The transcript has a single exon. NCBI's taxonomy places the organism in Eukaryota, Metazoa, Chordata, Mammalia, Artiodactyla, Balaenidae. Gene Ontology annotation, cellular component: membrane. The record is from RefSeq and is a predicted model, not a curated record. Bases 1 to 804 code for a protein of 267 amino acids. Gene Ontology annotation, molecular function: G protein-coupled receptor activity; olfactory receptor activity.